UAAAGGUAUAAAAGUGGAUCAAAUAAUUAAUUUCGCCUUCAUUUUAUCAUCUCCACUAUUGGUUUGUAGUAAUUUCUCAUCUUUAUAUUGAUUAAUAAUCUAAUUAGAAAUGAAAGUUUUCUCUGUAGUUUGUGUUCUUUCGUGGGCUAUUUUGGCCUCAGCUAAUUACGACGGCCGACGUUCUGGUGUCGGUGCUGGUAUUGUGUCCAAUGAUAACUUUAACGGUGUUGGUGUAGGUUUUGGAUCUGAAGGCCGAGGAGGUCGAGGAAAUGGUUUCGGGGUUGGUGUCGGAGUGACCAAAGAUGGUUAUGGUGAGCCCGAUGGAUUUGCUGUUAAAAUUGGAGGCGGUGGACGAGGUCGAGGUGAAUCCGAUGAUUACUCUAGAGGUAACAAUGGAGGCGGUGGUGGUUUCCUUGGAUCUAUUCUUGGUGGAGCCGCUUCUAUUGGUACUGGUGCUAUUCGAACCAUUUUCGGUGGCGGUAAUGGCGGUCGACGAGAACGUGUCGUUGAACGGGAACAACCACAACAACAACCUCAAGUUAUUUACGUUGAACGUGAACGACAACCUUCCCCUCCCCCACAGGUCAUCUAUGUUGACCGAAAUGGUAACUCCGGUUCCAACGGUGGAUAUCAAAAUGGUGGAAACGGUGGAUAUCAAAGCGGAGGAAAUGGUGGUUACCAAGGUGGAAACGGUGAUCAAUCUGGUGGCUCAUCGAAUGGUGGUGGAUUCAGCGGAUCUGCUAAUUCUGGCUCAUCAGCUAAUGUUGAUGCCAAUGGCGGUGGUUACAAUGGCGGCUCAGUUUCUGGCUCAGCCAAUUCAAACUCAAAUGCUGGAGUUAACUACAAUGGUGCUGGAAACGGAAACCUCAGAGCUUCAGCUUCAUCUAAUUCAAAUGCUAAUGUUGAAUUGGGCUAUUAAAUUGUAACUAAAUUGUCAUUAAAGAGCAACAAUUAACCUCUAAAUAAAAUCAAUCAAUAUUUCUUAUUUUUCUCUUA
Messenger RNA from Panonychus citri (citrus red mite), 996 nucleotides. Its product is annotated as circumsporozoite protein-like. The transcript has 2 exons. The record is from RefSeq and is a predicted model, not a curated record. The coding region runs from base 110 to 919 and encodes 269 amino acids. NCBI's taxonomy places the organism in Eukaryota, Metazoa, Arthropoda, Arachnida, Trombidiformes, Tetranychidae.